GCAUAUUGUGCACUCAAUUUGUUUUCAUCACUUUACUUAUUGCAAGUUGUAGCUCUAGCCCUUCAGCUGUCACCUUUUGUCGUGGUGUUUUUUUCUCCAAUGUCGUGGUUGCUCCACUUCUCCGGCUCUCUUCUCCUUCCCUUCUCGCAUGUCUGAUCCAUCGCCGCCGCCGCCGCCGUCGUCGUCGUCCUAUCUGCAUGGAGGUGUCCCGCAUGGCCAACUGCAGCAACGUCUCCUCCCCUGAGCAGCAGCCGCCGCCGCCGUCGACGGCGCCGCAGCUCGACUACGACGUGGUGGUGAUCCUGGCGGCGAUGCUGUGCGCGCUGGUGUGCGCGCUGGGGCUCAACUCGAUGCUCCAGUGCGUCGUGCGGUGCACCCGCCGCGCCGUGGCCGACCCCGUCGGCUGGGUGGAGCACCGCCGCGCCAGCGCGGGACUCAAGCGCGAGGACGUCGUCGCGCUGCCCGUCGCCACGUACGUCGCCUCGCCGGCGCCGGCGCCGGCCGCCGGCGCCGGGUGCGCCAUCUGCCUGUCGGACUUCGCCGACGGGGAGAGGGUCCGGCUGCUCCCGGCGUGCGGGCACCGGUUCCACGUCGUGUGCAUCGACAGGUGGCUCGUGGCGCACUGCUCCUGCCCCACGUGCCGGCGGCGCCCCUCGCCGGAGGCCGACGCCACCGCCGUCGGACGAGGCCACCAUCACCUGCAAGUUUUGACUGCUGCAUGAUUAACAGGCUAAGCUUUUGUCACUAGAUCAUUGCAUCGUUGUAUGUUCGAUUAUAUAUGAGCCAUGCAUCAUCCCGUGAUUAGCUUGUAUCAUGGGCUCAUGGCUGAUGGUUUUACCUUGCCAUCUUGAGAGUGAGUAACUUUUAUUUUCCUCUAAAAUGAUCCUGAAUUAUAGCUGCUUUUAUGUAUUGUUACACUGCAUAAUGCAGUGCUGAUCAUUUAUCAAUGAUCAUUAAAACUGGCAAUAUCAGUUAUGUGGUAAAGUGGGCACUAGCCAUUAUCUAAGACUUGUGUGGAAUAGAAUCAGAAAACA
Oryza brachyantha (malo sina) is the source of this 1034-nucleotide messenger RNA. RefSeq names its product RING-H2 finger protein ATL74-like. The transcript has a single exon. Gene Ontology annotation, biological process: protein ubiquitination. The record is from RefSeq and is a predicted model, not a curated record. The coding region runs from base 198 to 722 and encodes 174 amino acids. Gene Ontology annotation, molecular function: transferase activity. NCBI's taxonomy places the organism in Eukaryota, Viridiplantae, Streptophyta, Magnoliopsida, Poales, Poaceae.